AUGCGCGCGGAUCGCGCCGCGCUGUACGCGUGGCUCGUGUGCUGCGCCGUCGCCAUAUCUACGCACAAGUACAGUACGCGCGUCAUACGCACCAAAUACGGCCCGCUGCGAGGGAUCGUGGUUCACUCGCAUCCGCAAGUCGAAGCCUACCUCGGAGUCCCGUACGCGACCCCUCCACUAGGAAGCCUAAGAUAUAUGCCACCGGUAACACCGUCUCAGUGGCGGACUACGCGCUUAGCAGACGCCGUCGGGCCCGUCUGCCCCCAAGUACCGCCCAGCGCGACGCCCCGGGAGGAAGCCCUACUGUUGCACCCGCGCGCAAGGAUCAAACAGCUCGAGAGACUACUACCAAUGUUGGCCAACCAGAGCGAGGACUGCCUCUACGUCAACCUCUACGUGCCAGUCAAUGGUGCGGAGGGCGAAAACGAGGGCAGCGGGCUGCCGUGCCUGGUGUUCGUGCACGGGGACUCGUACGAGUGGAGCUCGGGCAACGCGUACGAGGGCACAACGCUGGCCGCCCACGGCAACAUCAUCGUCGUUACCAUCAACUUCAGGCUUGGAGUGCUUGGUUUUCUGAAGACUGGUGCCAAAGGUUCGGCGCAGGGAAACUUCGGUCUGAUGGACCUGGUGGCCGGUCUGCACUGGCUGCGGGAAAACCUGCCUGCUUUCGGUGGUAACCCAGAGAAGGUUACGCUAAUGGGCCACGGGACGGGCGCGGCGCUGGCCAACUUCCUAGCCGUUUCACCAGUCGCCAGAGAACUACUGAGGCGCGUCAUCUUGUUAAGCGGGUCGGGGCUGAGCUCGUGGGCGUUGCAGAGGGAGCCGCUCACGAUAAAAAGAAAGGUCGCGGAGCAGACUGGCUGCCACGGCGACCUGCUGGAGGACGACCUGGCACCGUGCCUGCGGAACAAGCCGCUGGCCGAGCUGCUGGCGAUACGGCUGGACCCGCCACGAUUCUUGCCAGGAUUUGCGCCGUUCGUCGAUGGCACAGUUAUCGUCAAUCCGUCUUCUGGUCCACCUCCGACAGACAGCUCGCGGCUGGGCGCCGGCGCCGCGGCCGUGGCCAACGCAGCAGGACACGAAUUAGCAGAUUUUUCACACCGAGAACUCAUGUUCGGUCUCACCACUACCGAGUCUUACUUGGAAUUCAACGCUCAAGACUUGGAGUUCGGUUUCAACGAGAGCCGGAGAGAUCGAAUACUGCGCACUUUCGUCCGCAACGCCUACUACUUCCACCUCAACGAGAUCUACUCCACCCUGAAGAACGAGUACACCGACUGGGACAAGCCCGUCCAGAACCCGCUCAGCGUUCGCGACGCCACGCUCGAGGUGCUGAGCGACGGUCGUACGGCAGCGCCGCUCAUCCGCCUGGGAUACCUGCACGCGCUGCGCGGGGGGACCACAUUCUUCACGCAUUUCCACCACCUCUCGCCCGACAAGGAUUAUCCCCAGAGGCCGGGUUCCGUUCACGGGGAGGAGCUCCCGUACUACCUCGGAGUGCCCUUAUCGCUGUCGCACCAUCUGCGCAACUUCACACAGCAGGAGCAAAAAGUUUCGAAGCUUUGCAUGCAUUAUAUUUCGAAUUUCGUUAAAUACGGAAAUCCGAACGAUCCCUCGGCCACCCCGCCCCCCAGCCCCCUGCUGGGCGAGACCCCCCGCCUGGGCCCGGACCAAACUCCCUACUGGGACACGUACGACACCAUCAACCAACUCUACAUGGAAAUAAGUGGCAAGUCCGAGAUGCGGAGCCACUACCGCGGCCACAAGAUGUCGCUGUGGCUGUCGCUCAUCCCGCAGCUGCACCGGCCCGGCCCCGAGCUGCCCGACGCCGCGAUGAGGCACCACCACUUCCAAGACGACAGCGCUAACUACUACGAAGGUGCAGUGAGAACACAAUCCCUGUCCCGCGCCAGCAUCCCCCACGUGGUACACGUGGACGGCGGGUCGUCGCGCGGCGAGCCCCGCAGCACGCCGACGGCCCGGACGGCCCUGCCCAAGCCGUCGGCGGCUCCCCCGGCGCAGUCCACCGAGUGCCCCCCUAACGCGACGUCCGCGCCCCCGCAGACCGACGACGCCCUUCUUCGGAGAUUGGCCUCGUCCCACUACCAGUCCUACACCGCAGCCCUCACGGUCACGAUAGCCGUCGGAUGCUUCCUUCUCCUCCUCAACGUCCUCAUCUUCGCCGGCAUCUACCACCAGAGGGGCUCCCGGCCUCGUCGCUGCAAGGACGACCUGGCGGAGGCCGGGAGCUCGUCUUCGUCCGACAACUAUGACGGCAAACUGGAUUACGAGGUUCACACGUUCAACGGCAAGGGAUUCGGGUUCGACUGCAAGUCCGCUCACGUGCCGCGGAGCAUCGGCUCCAAGUUCGACCUGAGGACUCUGUCGGACUGCGGGGAGCCGACGUUCGGCGAGUACAGCUGCUACGACGAGAAACACCGCGCGGCGCGGAGCUCGCUGCCGGACGUCAGCGUCGGGAGCGCGAUCGAGGCGGGGAGCGUCGUAUGCAUCGACACGCAGAAGCCCGACAUACAAAAAAUCGAGGCUCGAAUACAGGACGUCGUGAGCAGGACGAGCACGUUCGAGCCGCGGGUCGCCGACAGCUCGACGCAGGUGAAGUUCGGUCCGGUGCCCGAGGGGGCCGAGGCGGCCGAGUCACACGACGAGUCGGAGCCGGGCGCGGCGGGCGGGUCGGGCAUCCUGCGGGUCCCGCCCGCCCCCACCGCGCCCGCGCCGCCCGGCAUCAUGAAGAAGCGCGUGCAGAUACAGGAGAUAUCGGUAUGAGAGUUGGAGAAACUGGACUCUGCGGAGGUCGUGGUGAACACGCGGACUAAGUUGUGAAUAAAUGGUGUAAAUAAAAGUGCUGUGUUCUCGUGAAACGUAUAAAUUAUAUUAUUAUGUACAUAGCUGUGAGUAUUAAGUAUUGAAAAUGUGAAUUGACUCUAAGACUUCAAAGUUUUACUAUACAAAUAGAUAAAAUAAUAAUUGUAAAUAUUUAAAGAUUA
This is a messenger RNA of Aricia agestis (brown argus), 3005 nucleotides long. RefSeq names its product neuroligin-1-like. Gene Ontology annotation, molecular function: signaling receptor activity; neurexin family protein binding. The transcript is spliced from 13 exons. Bases 1 to 2784 code for a protein of 927 amino acids. Gene Ontology annotation, biological process: postsynaptic membrane assembly; chemical synaptic transmission; neuron cell-cell adhesion. Lineage: Eukaryota; Metazoa; Arthropoda; Insecta; Lepidoptera; Lycaenidae. Gene Ontology annotation, cellular component: synapse; postsynaptic membrane; cell surface. The record is from RefSeq and is a predicted model, not a curated record.